AUAUGUGACGGAGAGGGAGUACCCUGAAGGGCCUUAAGAAUAGAAUCAGAAUCCUCCAGCUUUUUUAUUUAAUCAAACUAUAUUUGAAUGUGGGAUUCUAAGAAGCUACUUUCUUGCCUGUUUUUCUAGAGUAUCAGGGACAUGAGAAAUGGCACGGCAAUCACAGAGUUCAUCCUCCUAGGCUUUCCUGGUAUCCAAGGACUACAAAUCCCUCUCUUUAUAGUCAUCUUUUUCAUCUACAUAUUAACUCUUGCAGGCAAUGGGCUUAUUAUUGCCAUUGUCUGGGCUGAGCCCAGCCUACAAAUUCCAAUGUACUUCUUUCUUUGCAACUUGUCCUUCCUAGAGAUCUGGUACACCACUACUGUCAUCCCCAAACUGCUGGAAACUUUUGUGGUGGCGAGAACAGCUAUCUGCACCCCCUGCUGCCUGCUGCAGGUCUUCUUUCACUUCUUCUUGGGCACCACUGAGUUCUUCAUCCUCACUGUCAUGUCUUUUGACCGUUACCUGGCCAUCUGCAAGCCCCUUCGCUACUCCACCAUCAUGACCAGCAAUCUCUGCCUGCAGCUGGCCCUCAGCUCCUGGAUGGUGGGCUUCAGCAUUGUCUUUUGUCAGAUGCUGCUGCUCAUCCAGCUGCCGUUCUGUGGCGACAAUAUCAUCAAUCAUUUCUACUGUGAUGUUGGUCCCAUUUUGAAAGCAGCCUGUGCAGACACAAGAAUUUUGGAGCUCUUGGGUCUCAUAGUAACCAUCCUGGUGAUCCCAGGGUCACUCAUGUUUACUAUGAUUUCUUAUAUCUAUAUCCUGUCCACCAUCCUACAGAUUCCUUCAGCCACUGGCCGGCAGAAGGCGUUGUCUACCUGCGCCUCUCACCUGACAGUUGUCUCCCUGCUCUAUGGAGCUGUUUUGUUCAUGUACCUGAGACCCACAGCGCACUCCUCCUUUAAGAUUAAUAAGGUGGUAUCAGUGCUAAAUACUAUCCUCACACCCCUUCUGAAUCCCUUUAUUUAUACAAUUAGAAACAAGGAGGUGAAGAGAGCCCUAAGGAAGGCAAUGGCUUGUCCAAACACUCGUCAUCCAGAGUAAAACACACAACACAUCAAAAUGCACUUAAUGCAGGUACAAAAAUUAAAUGUGAGAGAGGAUUGUGGAGGAGAUAAAGAUGUGAAAGUAAACUGUGAUGGUCGGGGUCCCCUAUAAGAAUUUGUUACAUAUAAAUGGAACAGGAGGC
Messenger RNA from Equus caballus (horse), 1225 nucleotides. The record is from RefSeq and is a predicted model, not a curated record. Lineage: Eukaryota; Metazoa; Chordata; Mammalia; Perissodactyla; Equidae.